GGUUCAAAUAAUACAAAAACUGGAAAUGAACGCGAGGUAAAGAAAGAUUUGGUCAUGCGCAGUAAACCUCACUGAGGAAUUACGACAUAGUUGGAUCGUGUCGUGUUGACCGAUACCUUCCUCUGAAUCUCCCACACGUUGAUGAAGUUCUUGCCCAGCUGGGCGGACAGCAAGUACUCCCCGUUCAACACACACAACGUCCGGGCCGAGCUGUUCCCCCCGCGGUAGGACAGCAGGCUGGAGCCGCUGUGGACGUCGAACACGGUGCUGUUCCACAGCUGCGAGUUGGAGUCGCUGCUCACGACCACUUCCAGCGGCGCCGCCAUCUUGCCUUGCUUCACAACAAGCAGGGAUGGGCGGAUACACAAUGUCGAUGUCAAAUAUAGUAUUGUUAGCGAGGAGGAGGUCGAUAUUUUUUCCAAUGAAAAUUGUUGUAUGGUUCAUACUGUUAUAUUUAUAUAUGGUUGUAAUGCUUACAAAGUCAUUUUCGGGCAAAAAGACUGUAACCUAUUUUUACGGGCUUGCCUCUUUGUGAUGUUAAGUUCCUGUUAUAAGCUGUUAUACAGUAUAUGCCUUGAGCUCUUAUUUUGAAGGCGCUAAGAGCGGAAGUGGUGACACGUUGUAGUGGAGCGGAGGUUUUUGAAAGAAAGGAAAUAAAGUGUCCUCGUGUAAAACUGGAGCCUCCGUGUUUGUUAUUUUGUAGUUUUAUACAAUAUAGGCCACUUAUACAAACCCUCGGUUACAAGACCAAUGGAAUCGUUGUAAUAAUAUUGACAGUCUGUUUUUCUCACUUAUUAUGCGUGAGGAUGAUGCCACUGCCUCCCUUCCCCCAGGUCGGUGUGUGUCCUGAGUGUGUGAAGGCUGGCUGGCAGUGGGAGGACGACGCUCAGAUGAAGCAAGGCCGCGUCCCGCUGAGAGCCGACCAUGACCUGCUGACCCCGGACGCACGCGCAGGGUCCGGUGCCAAGCUCUGUCCAGUCCUCCAGCGGAGGUCAGGGGGCGUGGCUGUGGCCGUGGCGUCAGGUGAGCCGUCCGUGUCGACAAGAUCGAGUCCGACAAGUCGGCGUCUACGUUUUGAGGACGAGACCGAGGCCGAGGUGGACUCCCGCUACCUGGACCGGCAGAGACGGCGGACGAGCCAUCGAGGGGUGCGCGUCCUGGUCUGCAAGCCCAAACUCAGCCUGUACGUCAGCGGCGGGAGGCCGGAGGCGGGACACCAGGCAGACGGAGCCCCGGGUGCGAGGGGGGUUCCACUGGCGGUGGAGCCGAGUCCCGUGGUCACUAAGAAGCAGGUUCAGAGCCAGUAUAGACUGGACCUGUGGACAGAACCGAUCAAAGAAACUCACAUUGGUCAGGUCACGCCCCCUGACACCUACAGGAGAGAAAUUGCGAGUGGAAACCGAGUCCUUUUUAAGCCCCCGCCCAUCAAAGGACUGCCCGUAAAUCCCUACUCCCCUUCAGAACAAAGUCGGAACCAGGACCACGAGGAGCGUAGGGAGAAGAAUCCUUCUUUUGAUCCUAAACGCCACAAGUCAUCUCAACUAGCAGUCAACAAACAAAGCCCGCCUCCUUCCGGGAAUAACAAUGUCAGAGAGCCAAUGGGAGAAGACCUUCAUUUUCCUCAGCCAUUCGGCUGCAGACGUCAAGCGUCUCGUCUCUCCCUGCGUCGCCUCGUCUCCAGCGUAGUUUCACGCGGGACCCGAACCGGCAGCCUGGACCGCAUCACCGCGCGGUCCCCGCCACGCUCCUGAGCCGGUCCCCGCACGGACGGCCGCCCGCUUGCCGUGACUUCUCACUGUCGCGAUGCUAAUGCUGCUAACUCAUUGACGCGAGUCCGCCAUCGUGUGUGUUCCACUUUAUUGUUGAUCAGCUGCCGAGUGAUCACCACCACUUUAUUGUACUUCUUAAUCUUAGUGUCACACAUGUAAUACUUUCCAGAAACAUGUUAAUACGGCGUUGAGUGUCUUGAGAAAUGUUAUUAUCAUUAAUGCUGUUAGGGUGAUGUGUUGAAGCCAACACAAAUACGGAGGAGAAA
Messenger RNA from Entelurus aequoreus (snake pipefish), 2035 nucleotides. RefSeq lists its product as uncharacterized. The transcript has 5 exons. The record is from RefSeq and is a predicted model, not a curated record. Lineage: Eukaryota; Metazoa; Chordata; Actinopteri; Syngnathiformes; Syngnathidae. The coding region runs from base 807 to 1751 and encodes 314 amino acids.